Messenger RNA from Eruca vesicaria subsp. sativa (arugula), 1231 nucleotides. NCBI's taxonomy places the organism in Eukaryota, Viridiplantae, Streptophyta, Magnoliopsida, Brassicales, Brassicaceae. The record is from the annotation of a GenBank genome assembly.
GCAUCAACAAAUACAACUAAAACAUCAAUACUUGAGAAAUCUAUUAAUUAGAAAAUGAAGCUUUCUUGUGGUACAAGAUUCACGUUCUUGGUUCUCUUUCUAUUUGCAGCACAAUCAGUGGCUGUCUAUGCUGGUAGCUUCCAUAAAGACGUUCAGAUACAUUGGGGUGAUGGCCGAGGAAAGGUUCGGGACAGAGAUGGAAAGCUUCUUUCUCUCUCACUUGACAAAUCCUCUGGUUCGGGUUUUCAGUCCCAUCAAGAGUUUCUUUACGGUAGAGCCGAAGUUCAAAUGAAACUUGUCCCUGGUAACUCUGCUGGAACGGUCACAACGUUUUAUCUUAAAUCGCCUGGAACUACAUGGGAUGAGAUUGAUUUUGAGUUCUUGGGAAACAUUAGUGGUCAUCCAUAUACUCUCCAUACUAAUGUUUACACACGAGGCUCAGGAGACAAAGAACAACAGUUUCAUCUAUGGUUCGACCCAACAAAGAACUUUCACACUUACUGCAUCACAUGGAAUCCCCAAAGAAUUAUAGAGUUUAAGAACUCCGAGUCAAUGGGAGUUCCAUUCCCAAAGAACCAACCAAUGAGGCUCUACGCGAGUCUUUGGGAAGCCGAGCAUUGGGCCACAAGGGGAGGAUUGGAGAAAACAGAUUGGUCCAAAGCUCCUUUCACUGCUUUUUACAGAAACUACAAUGUGGAAGGAUGUGUUUGGGCUAAUGGAAGAUCAUUUUGCCCCGCGAAUGCUCCAUGGUUCACUCAAGUAGUUGACCCGGAAGGCCAGAAAAAAAUGAAAUGGGCACAGAGUAAGUACAUGGUCUACAAUUAUUGCACUGAUAAAAGAAGGUUUCCUCAAGGUGUUCCUAAAGUGUGCACUUAAAUUGUUGAUUCUUUAAAUAAGUUACGGGGUAUUGUCUUUGUAACUCGAAUGAGUUUUAUCUAUUAUUUUCAUUCAUUUGUUGCUCAUAUCAUGUGUCCGUGGUGUUUGUGUAGAUUUUUUUAAGUAAUAACAAAUAAUAAAUUAUGGAAACAAGAGUUUUGAUUACUAAAACUUGAUGAAAAAUUAGUUGAUUUCAGUAGAGUUGUAAAGUUCUUAAACAUUGAGAGAGGUUCAUUAACUACUUAUGUUACAAAUUUACAAUGAAGCAAAGAUAUAUUUGGUUAGGCUAAUGUGUUUUGUAACAAAUGUAUAUGAAUAAUUUGUUUGGUUCUAAAUAAUUGUGAGAUGAAACGGC